Amphiprion ocellaris (clown anemonefish) is the source of this 7876-nucleotide messenger RNA. It is a transcript of the gene mpripb, whose product is annotated as myosin phosphatase Rho interacting protein. Gene Ontology annotation, biological process: actin filament organization. Gene Ontology annotation, molecular function: actin filament binding. The transcript is spliced from 25 exons. Bases 886 to 6765 code for a protein of 1959 amino acids. Lineage: Eukaryota; Metazoa; Chordata; Actinopteri; Pomacentridae. The record is from RefSeq and is a predicted model, not a curated record. Gene Ontology annotation, cellular component: actin cytoskeleton.
UUCCAGGGUCUUGUGCUCGGUCUGUGCUCCCCCUCGCUCCGUGGGGAAAGAAGAAAAUAAACGUAUUGCUGCUAACCAGGCUAGCUAUGGAACCAAACCCUAAAUACUCCUUGUGCCAUCUGUGACUGGCUAAGAGGCGCUUGCCCUGCACACGGCGUUUCUUCCUGGGAGAAAAGCACCUGAAGCGUUUGUAUUUUCGGUCCGACUCUUCUUUAAAAGUCAAGUUGAAGACGCCAGUCAAGAGAGGAUUUCAUUAGCUAGCCUAUCUGCGUGCUAGCUAACUGGGCUAACCGUAGCCUAGCAAAGGAGCACUGGAUGAAGUUCGCAUGGAGUGACUGCUGCGAAUGGGAUAGUAGCCUGCUGUCUGCCUGCAAGCAUUCUUUUAAGCUGGGUCCUUCACAUGGAAGUCUGUUGUUACUUCAUGGACACUCUUGACCUGGAGCUUGAAGGCGAUAACUGUUUGUAAAUGUUGUUUUUGUGAGUUGCGCCAUCACAUUAUUGAUCGGGAAAUCCACUCGCAAGCUAACAGGAUAUUAGCCACCUUCUCGCCACUCCGCUUUGUGGUUGUAGGCCAUGGACUGAAAAGCAUUCAUCACUGCUUAAGUGAUGAGAAGGCAGGCUUGAUGGCAGCUAAUUAUUUAUUGGGAGGCAGCAAUUGGAUGCAGUUAAAGAGACAAAACAUGCGUUUGCUUUGAACGUUGUCCCCGAACAAUUAAACCCGUUUGAUCUUUUUUCUUUUUUACUUGAAAAUGCAUCGGAGUGCUGGAGCUUUUACUAAGUUGGGAUAAAGGAGACGCACAAGAAAACAGCGGGAUUACAACUCCAUUGCUGAUAAAGGUCCUCCAGAUAAAUUACUCCAGAUAGUUUUAAAAGAGGUGAAAUAUAAUGUCUUCCGGCAAAGAAAACCCUUGUAGGAAAUUUCAGGCGAACUUCUUCAACAAAAGUAAAUGUCAAAACUGCUUCAAACCACGGGAGCUGCAUCUAUUGACUGACCAGGAUUUGACCCAGGCUAAACCUAUUUAUGGUGGAUGGCUGUGUUUGGCCCCUGAGGGAACUGACUUUGACAAUCCUAUGCAGAGGUCCCGGAAGUGGCAACGGAGAUUCUUCGUGCUGUACGAACAUGGCUGUCUGCGCUUUGCUCUGGAUGAAUCACCAAGCACAUUGCCUCAGGGCACAGUGAACAUGAACCUCUGUACAGAUGUCAUUGACGCAGAACCCAAGACAGGCCAGAAGAACUCCCUGUGCAUUAUAACCCCCGACCAGGAGUACUUCAUCAGAGGAGAGAAUAAAGAGAUUAUCAAUGGUUGGAGUGAACAGCUGGUUGUAUACCCCCGAACCAAUAAACAGAACCAGAAGAAGAAACGCAAAGUGGAGCCCGCGACCUCGCUGGAGCCAGGUCCAGCCAAGGUAGCAGUGACUGGCUCUGGUAUCCCUGAAGCAGAGAAGGUUCCAGACUCCAGCUCCAUCAUCUGGCAGGAGGAGCUGAACCAGAGGGAGGCUGAGGGGGCAGCAGUCUGGACUCCUGCUGACCUACCGCCAGGAUCACUGCUACCCCCUGCAGGUGAUUGUGCGUCUGUGGGUCAGGGCUCUGAUGCGGGCUCAGUAAAUGGCGACGAGGCGGACCGUGGCAGUCUGGCACUGCACGGCUCUGCCCCCCAGCCCCCCAGCGACCUGCUUUCCCCAACAGGCUCCUGCUCCAGCCUGGGAGGAGUCCCGCGCUGCCUCUCCCCAGCCCCCAGCGACCCCUUCCCCUCUGGCAGCUCCCUGCUCUCCAACGGCUCCCAUAUCAGCGGCUCGGUCAGCUCUCUGGACUCGGAUGCUAGUGGCAGCACGGUGACCAGCACCGACAGCCACCCAGCCAACCAGAGAGGCGGUCACUCAUACAGCCACCAUGACACGCCACGAUCCCGGCGGCUGGAGGCCGAGGCCAGAAAGGCAGAGAGGAGGAGCCGGUUCAGAAGCCCUGACAGACAGGAGAGAGAGGCCGUCCUCAGCCCCGAGAGGAGUCGCUCCGGUGUUAUUGAGAAGUUGGAGGCCUUGGAGUUAGAGAAUCCAGAGAAAAUGGAGGUGGAAGAGUCGAGAAGAAGUGGAGGCAGACAGGGCCGAAGUGAGCACAGACGCUUCCAUAGAGAGGAGCAGAGGCGCGAUGUGGGUCAGGGUCUGGACUUUCCCUCCACACUGCCCCCUCUGAGGAGAGCCAAGUCCCUGGACCGAAGGACCACUGAGUCAGUCAUGACGCCGGAUUUGCUGAACUUCAAGAAAGGCUGGAUGGUGAAGCUGGAUGAGCAAGGCCAGUGGAAGAAGUACUGGUUUGUGUUGACGGAUCACAGCCUGAGAUACUACAAGGAUUCAAUAGCAGAGGAGGCCUCUGACCUGGAUGGUGAGAUUGACCUGUCCACCUGCUAUAAUGUAACUGAAUACCAGGCUCAACGCAACUACGGUUUUCAGAUUCAUACCCAGGAAGGAGUGCACACUUUGUCGGCCAUGACAGCAGGCAUACGCAGGAACUGGAUCCAGGCAGUCAUGAAAAACGUCAGACCCUCCACUGCUCCUGAUGUAGCAAGUUCAACUGAGGAUCACAGUUCCUUCUCUGCUUUGGAGGGUCUAGUUAGGCCAGAUGUCACUCAGGACUCUCCGUCGUCUGAGGCCUCGUCUGCGGAGAGAGAAUCUACUCCAGGUGGCAUAAAGAGCCGAGCGCGUGAACGCAGGCGAGAAGGCCGCUCUAAGACCUUUGACUGGGCGGAGUUCAGGCCCAUUGCCCAGGCUCUGGCUCAGCAACGGGCACAGGAGGCCAAGAGCCUCCAGGCUGACAUGGGAGAGCUUGAACGCAACCGGAGAAGAGAGGAGAGACGGAAGAGGUAUGAGUUUGUGACGGGCUCAGAGAACACAUCCGAAAAAGGAGGAGGGAGAACAGACUAUGAGAGUGAGGAGGGAGUUGGACACACAGAUUCAUUAGGUCCAGCGUCUUUGGAGAGGCAGCAGAUGGUGGAGGAGGUGAUUGAAGAACACUGGCGACAAGUAGAGAAGACGCCCAUACGGGAGGAGAGGAGAGUACCUCUGCCAACCACAGUGCAAUCCACAGAGACUGCAGAGCUUGAGCAGCUCCUGGAGAAUUACAAGCAGGGGAUAGAGGACCUGAAGGCCCAGUUGGAGAGCUGUCACCAGCAGCUCCUCGACUCAAACAAGCACAAGCAGGAGCUGGAGCUCCAACUGAGAACAGCUCUGGAGAGAGACCAGGACAUCCGAUCUGGUUACAUCUCUCCGCUGGAGCACCCUUUGGGUCUGGAGGCUGAUGUGACGCCCCAGAUGAAGAGGCCUGAACUGGUUAGUUCUCAAGCACAGAGUUUAACAAAGAAGUAUCGGGAGACCAAAGAACUCCUGAAACUGCAAGAGCUGAAAAAGCGCAAUAUGCAGGCACAGCUUGGCCUCUCGCUUUCUCACCUCCCCAUCAAGGAGUCUUGCUUUUCUGAACCCCCAAAAACAUCCAUCCUGGAAGGCAGUCCCCCUGAGCUUGUCCAAAGAACUGUUAACUUCUUACUCAUGGACAGCACAGAAGCGAUUCAAGAACUAGAAGACUUGAUAUCUGGUAAACCUCUCACUCUAAAAGAGCUGGGGAAAGUGUUGAGAUUCCAUAGUUGUAAUCAAGAGACAACAGAGAAGCAUCAACUUCAGAUGCUCCUGGAGACCUGGAAGUACCAGCAAGAGAUAGAAAAUGAAAUAAUAAAAAACAGUUUAGCCAAAGCAGGAGAGAGCAUCCGCAAAUACGAAGCCCGUCUUCUGACCAUUGAGGAUAUAGUGGGAAAGGUUCAGAAACAAAGUUUGGAAAACCUAAAGAGCCCUUAUGGUCCCCUGUCCAAAACUGAAAACCACUCACAAACAAGUGAUGUGACCUUUGGGAUGCUCUCUCAGAGGGUCGAACUUUUAACAAGUGAAAAUGGAGCAUUGAAACAACGGUGUCAGGAGAUAGUAAACCAGCUAACCGAGGCUGACAGAGAAAUAGACAGAUUGAAAGCCGAACUCAUCAGUCAGCAGAGUGGCAAACAGCAUCAUCUUGUCAUGGAAGAGCUGAAAAGAGUGAAAGCUGAACUUGCUGAAAACCAAGCUAAUGCCAUAGAUAGAGAGUAUUAUGAGAGGGAGCUCAAUGAGAAAUCCCAGAGGCUUCAUGAAGCACUGGUUACCUUGGAGGAGCUUGGCAACACCCUAAAAGACACAGAAAACAAGCUCCAGUUGAAAGAAGCCACACUCAAAGGCCUGGGCUUUCAGGCAGAUUAUGAAGAUGAGGAAUUACACCCGGAGAAAGACCAACUUCAAGAGCUACUUGAAACCACACAAGCACAGUUGAUUGAGAGGGAGGCCAGCCUUGAGUCUACAGAGCAGCACUGCAGGGAACUAGAAGCUAGGAAUAGUGAACUAGUUUCACUAAACCAGGAAUCUGAGAAAGUCAGCAGAGAGAAACUAGCAGAAGCAGAAAAUGAAAUAAGGAUGCUACAAGAAAAGUUAGAAAUGAAGACGGGUAGAGAUGAAAAGAAUGUCGCUGAGUGUGUUGAGGCAGGAGAGAGGCAGGUUGAUGACAAAGGACUUUUAAAGCAAGUAGCAGAAGAGUUUGAGAUGAGGUCUGAGGCGAUAAAUCAGGUUGUAGAGAUGUUAGCAAAGGUAGAUGUUAGUGUAGAAGGAAUGCUUCGUGAUUUGAAAAGCACUUUAUUUGGUUCUUCAAAAGAAGAGCCACUUUGUGUGAGUGGAAAAGACAUGAGACUGUUGUUAGCAGGGGAGUUCUGGAGCCAGCUGUUGGGCGUCAUUAAAGUUAAACCAGAAGAAAACAGACAGAACUGUGAAAGAGGGGUGGUAGAGCAGAUGAUGGCACAGAAGAGCUUGAUGCUUUUGAUUGGAAGGAUUUGUCCACAGGCUGACACUGAGGCUGAAGUAGUGACAGAUUUAAUGUCAAUGUAUAGCUGGCUUGAUGAUGAAACAAAUGCUCUGAUUCUUAAAGAGUUGAAAGAGACCUUGGAGGCAAAGUCACAUAGUUUGAAGCAGAUUGCCUCCACUUUAAAGCUGGACAAAGACGACAAACUCCGGUCUUUGGCCCUCGCAAGCUUUGGUCUUGAUCGAACACAGAAACAGUCUUCAGAAUAUCUGCUUGAAUCUCUCAAAGAAGCUUGCACAUCUUAUGUUAUCAUUAGGCUCAAAGUUCAGCAUGAAAAAGAGCUGAAACCAGAAGUACAGAUGAGUAGCUUGUACUGUCCAAAUUGUCCUAAACUGAGAGAAGUUGCCAGCGAUCUCCAGUCCAAACUGGCAGAUCUUCAGAAUCAACUAUAUGAGGCGUCUCUGAAAACUGCCGCAAGGCAACAAACUUUGAUCCAGGUUGAAGGAGAGCCCAUAGACUCAGUGGAUAAAACCACUGAGCUUCAUGACAUGAUAGCCAGGCACAAGAAGGAGCUACGAGACGUCAAGGACAGCUAUGAGCAGGAAGCUGAAAAGUUAAGGCAGGAAAUGGCAAAAGCCAGCGAGACACUCCGCCUCCGUUCAGAAGAAAAUGUGAAGGAGAUCGAUUCCUUAACGAACUGCAUGGAGAACCUAAAGAAGAAGCAUGAGCUGGAGAGGCAGAGCCUCAUCCAGAGGUUUGACCGGGAGAUGGAAGAGCUGAGAAGCAUGAUGACUCUGUCAAAUCAAGACAGGAACGGGACAGAUGAGGACACACCAGCACAGCAUGCCUCUGCCCAAACUUCAACCCUGAAGGAGCGCAUUCAAGAGCUGGUGACCCAAGUCUCAGUGAUGACCGAAGAGAUGAGACGACGCGAAGAGCAGGGCGACAUCACCACUCUGCGGCUGAAAUACGAGAAAGACCUGGAAAACCUGAAGGCCACCUGUGAGAGGGGCUUUGCCGCCAUGGAGGAGUCUCAUCAGAAGGUGAUAGAUGAGCUGCAGAGGAAACACCAGAGAGAGCUAGAGAACCUACAGGAGGAGAAAGACAGGCUGCUGGCAGAGGAGACAGCGGCCACCAUCGCUGCAAUUGAAGCAAUGAAAAACGCCCACCGGACAGAGCUGGAGAAAGAGCUAGACAAGGCUCGCAAGGCCAACAACAAUGCAGAGAAUGCAGAUAUGGAGGAGAUCCGCAGACAGCAUGAGGAGGAGCUGUGCUCCUUCCAGCGGGAGAUUGAGGUGUUGUCGGAGCAGUAUUCCCAGAAGUGCCUGGAAAACGCCCACCUGGCCCAGGCGCUGGAGGCCGAGAGGCAGGCCCUCCGGCAGUGUCAGAGGGAGAACCAGGAGCUCAACGCACACAACCAGGAGCUGAACAACCGUCUGGCAGCAGAGAUCACCAAGAUGCGCUCGAUGACGUCUGAGGAUGGAGUGGGAGACACAAAUAACACAAUACAGGGAAAAGAGCUCUAUGAAUUAGAAGUAAUGCUGAGGGUAAAGGAGUCAGAGGUCCAGUACCUAAAGCAGGAAAUCAACUCCCUCAAAGACGAACUCCAAGCCGCCCAAAGAGACAAGAAAUAUGCAACAGAUAAGUAUAAGGACAUCUACACGGAGCUGAGCAUCGUCAAGGCCAAAGCAGAGCGGGAUCUGGGCCGACUCAGAGACCAGCUGCAGCUGGCUCACGAGGCACUCGGGGAACCGUCACUGGAGGAAGUAGAACGGGGGGGAUAUGAUAUCAUGAAGUCCAAAAGCAACCCUGACAUCCUCAAGAUGGCAGCUGCGGCAGCCAAACGCUCAGAGCGCACCAUGAGGUCAAAGUCUGUGAGUCGUGACAUGUCCUGGGACAGUUAGGGCUGCUGAGGACGUGUAGGCCUCCUUCCCCCUUUCUAUUAGAGUUUGAAGGAAGGGCUGACGGCGGAGCAGAGACUUCACCUGUUUGAAAAUAAAGACACUAAGGAGUUCUGACAGUGACAUGUAAUGUCUACCUACCUUGCUGCAUGUUUAGAAGCCCACUAUAUUUUAGCUCUGUAAUUACUUAUUUAGUAACAAUACACACUGGUCACCAAACACAGAUCAUAUGUUAUUAAAAAAACAUGGUAUGAAGUUUGAAUUUCAUGUCUAGAGUUUGCAUUCCAUGCACUUCAGUUAACUGUGACAUUUUUUGUAUCGUUGAUUUUUUUCUGCCAUGUCUUACUGUAAAUACUAUUUUUAAAUGAGCAUCUGUCAUAUAUACACUAAAACUAUGACCGUGUAAGCUACUGUUUUAACUCUCUAGACUGUUGCUAGCCAAAGCAUAAAUGUUAUGUUCAAUGGCUAAACACACUACAUAUUGGUGAAUAAUACUUGCAUAACAAAACCAUAAUAACUAGUCUGGCGGUCGGUCUGCACGUUAACGCUCCUCCACUCCGUUGUCAUUCCAGCACUGAUGGAAGUGUUACUCAGUAAACAAGCUAUGGAAGAAAAAUGCUUGUCUGCAGUAGAAAACAAGUCCUUGCCCAUGUUGUUUCAUCGCUUCACUUCCAAAUUAACAUCAAAGAUGUUCUCUGCAGUGCUUGGAAAAAAUCUGAGACCCGUGGAAGGUGGCAGCUGAAUGCAUAUAGCUGGAUUCCCCGACUAUAAAUAAAUAAAUAAACAUAUAUAUAUAUAUAUAUAUAUAUAUAUAUAUAUAUAUAUAUAUAUAUAUAUAUAUAUAUAUAUAUAUAUAUAUAUAUAUAUAUAUAUAUAUGAAAAUUUAGAGUUUUUUUUUCUUACUGCAAUCAUUGGUCCAGCUGUUUAGGAGUUGGUGGAGUUGGUUUAUGUUUGUAGUCUUUUUCAGUGGCAGUCCUUUUGUAUUUAUUUAAAUGGUUGGGAUUUUUCUUUCGCAUUCCCAUUCCUCUCUACUCCUAUUGUAAAUAUAAAGCAAAUAUACACCAACUGACUACAGGUUUAUUAGCAAUAAAUAUUUUUGCACCCUUUGCGUCUA